Messenger RNA from Helicoverpa armigera (cotton bollworm), 599 nucleotides. RefSeq names its product cuticle protein 16.5 (gene CPH19). The record is from RefSeq and is a predicted model, not a curated record. NCBI's taxonomy places the organism in Eukaryota, Metazoa, Arthropoda, Insecta, Lepidoptera, Noctuidae.
CGGCCGCAAUACGUCAAAUGUUUAUUUGGUCAAACGGUAUCUGAAUCACAAUAAACAAGGUAUAAAAAGCCAAUACUUUUUUUCGAUAGGCACACUACACAUCCUCUUUUCGUUAAGGAAGGUCUACUACCAAAUCACGCAAGAUGUUCUCUUUCAAAUCUAUCGUGCUGAUCGCUGCGGCUUUCACCAUUGGAGCGGAAUGCAGUGGAGUUGCGGUACCAGCUGUAGCGGCCGCACCAUUAGUAGCCCCGGCAGCCGUAGGAUAUGCUCACGCUGUGCCUCAAAACAUCCCACCUUACGCAGCGCAGGUCAGCGUGGUUAGUAAGGCACUUAACCCUGUGCUUGCUGCGCCUUUCGCUGCACCUUACGCCGCUGCGCCUUACGCUGCGUACGCCGCUGGGCCUUACGCAGCCGGACCUUACCUCGCGGGCCCUGCGCCUGUCCUGCCCGGCCCCUACGCCGCUGGAUUGGCGGCCCCUGCCUACGCCGCUGUGCCGGCUCCCUAUGCCGCCGCUCCUUACCCUUACGCCGCGUCUCCACUGGUGCGCGCCGCUCUCGGUUAUGCCCCAGCAUACGUACGAUAGAAUAGAAGAGAACAC